UUUUUUAUUGUUGUUCAUAUACUUAUAUAUUGUUAUAUGUUGUCCAUGUUUCUUAUGAGAACACUUAUAAAUUAUAUUUUCUUUAGUCAGUUCUUUAGUGGUAUCUUUGAGUGUUGUGCAUAUUGAAUGCAUAUUAAAGUCUUUAUACUAAUUCUCAUGCUCUUUGGUUUUCAUUCAACAUGUGACAGUAAUUUUUGUGGUGGGACAAUUCAAAGCAGAGCUGUUGACCUCUUUCUACUCCUAAGUACUGCAAGUAGUUGGGUUUUGUAAUGACAUAUGUUUCUCCUCUUCUGGUUCUAAUGAAAUCCACAUCAUUUAAGUCAUGCUAGUUGGAAACAGGGAAUUUUUCAAUUGAAUCUUUGAAAAGAUGUAUAGAGGCCACGUGACCGCACGCUGAAUCUGAUUGGACAGUUUCAUUGUUUUCAGGUUGUACGUUUCUGUAGUCAAUGUUUUAGUUCCUUAGUAAAUAGACACUUUAACAUGCCACGAAUGUGUGCGUUGAAACCAUGCGAAGUACUAAAUGAGUUUCCUAACUUGGUUAGCAUCCAAAUAUUACAUUUUAUCACCGGGUUUACGUGACGGCGAGGAGUCGCCUAGCGAUGACGUCACGACGUAUAACAGCGGUGACGCCUGAUGAUUAUUAAAAAACUGCCAUUAAAAUGAGCUCUGAUUAUUAUUGCGUUCGCUCAUAAAACACCAGCGCAGUACCACCCGCCCUAAUAUUUGAGGCGCAGAUACAUCCGGGAGAGAAUAAUCGUAAUCGGUGUGCCCUCUGUCCGGUCCAGUCAGGGGUUUUUUUCUCCUCUACAUGCGGUGGGUCUAGGUCCGUCUCGCCUACGCUCUUCCUGCAACUGAACCGGCGGAUUCUCGCAAGAGCUGCGAUCUGUCCCUGAACCCCCGCGGCUGGUGUCGAGAAGGGACCCUGCGGAUGUUGAGCUAAAAUCUUGGAAUGGGACAAAUGUUUAGCAUGUAAAUUAAACCUGGAGGUUUUCGGACAGUUCAGUCUCUUUUCACAUUCACAAGCACAAUGUCAAGCAGAAGGAAGUCCACAACCCCCUGCAUGGUGCUUCCAUCAGAUGUCGUAGAGCAGGAUCCAGAUAUGGAGGCCCUGGAAGGGAAUGUAGGAGCCGAGAGUAUGGCAGACGGUCCUACAGAGGGAGCAGUGGUUCCCAUGGAAACAGAGACAGAAUUUGAAGGGUGCCAUUUCUCAAGUGAGGAUGGUCGUUCUUCAGGAAAACGCUCAGGUCCAUUAUCACUAGAGCAUCCCAUCUCUGAUCUGACUGCUGAGGGGGGUUUUAUACAGACAGAGAUGGAAGACAGUGAUGACCCCUCUGUUUCUGGCAUUUCUCUCAGCAAGACUCCCAUAAUGAAAAUGAAAAACAAGCCUGAACCCAAGAGAAUAGCUGUGUCUCUUAAAGGCACAAAUGAAAAUGAGACAGUGGCUGAAAGUGAGAUGGAACUGGAGCCUUUGGAAGCUUCGGUCAUGGGCACGUCCAUGACAGGAGAGCUGCUGAGCCCAUUGCUCACAGAUUCCAUAAAGCCCAGUGUUCUCGUCAACAUUUCAAAUCCUGUGGUUGCAGAUCAGAAGAAGCUGGUGAUGAACCCUGCAACAGUUCUUCCAGCUGGUCUGGCCCAGGUUCUUUCUGCUUUGCAGGCCCAGCAGAGUGCUCAAGCACAACUUCUAAUACCUGUGAGCAGUAUUCCCACCUACAAUGCUGCCAUGGACACCAAUGCAGCCUUGGUCAACACUUACAAGAAGUUCCCAUACCCGUCAGUGUCUGAGAUCAUGGGACUUGCGGCCCAGACCAAGUUCAGUGAGGAGCAGAUCAAGAUCUGGUUUUCUGCUCAGCGGUUGAAGCAUGGUGUUAGCUGGACCCCAGAGGAGGUUGAGGAAGCCAGGAGGAAGCAGUUUAAUGGCACAGUCCACACAGUGCCCCAGACCAUCACGGUUAUCCCAGCCCAUCAUCUCUCAGCCACCAAUGGCCUGCAGUCCAUUCUUCAGACCUGCCAGAUUGUGGGGCAGCCAGGUUUGGUUCUGACCCAGGUUGGCACGACAAACAGCCUCCCAGUUACCACCCCAAUAACACUGACUGUAGCAGGAAUGCCUAAUCAGAGCCAGACGCCCAAGAUUGCAAUCAAUCAGACAAGCCCAGCACUCAGUGAAACUAAGAGAGCGACUACAGUUCAGCCCCCAUCUUUGUCCCUCCAAGAAAACUCUGCUCUCAGUGCUGACCACUUUGGCCUGCGGCCUAAAAAAUCCAAGGAACAGCUGGCCGAAUUGAAAGCAAGCUAUCUGAAGAAUCAGUUUGCAAGUGAUGCUGAGAUAGUUAGACUAAUGAAGUUAACUAACCUCACUAAAGGAGAGAUCAAAAAGUGGUUUAGUGACACCAGAUACAACCAACGCAAUUCUAAGAACAGCCAUGUCUUCAUCUCUAAUGACAAUCCCAGGAGCAAUAGCAGUGCCACCAUUAUAAUCGAUUCCAGUGAUGAAAUGCCUCAGUCUCCAAUGUCAUCUCCCAUUAAAGAGAAGGAGACACGCUCCAAGACCUGGAACCCAUUCCCAGACUUCACGCUGCAGAAGUUUAAAGAAAAGACCCCAGAGCAGUUGGUCGUCUUGGAGGAAAGCUUUCAGAAAUGUGACACACCAACUGACGAAGAGCUCAGUCGACUGAGGGCAGUGACAAAGCUCACCAGACGAGAGAUUGACGCCUGGUUCACUGAAAAGAGAAAAACCCCGGCAGCAGAGUCCUCGGAGUUGAAAGCAGAUGGCGAAACAUCCCAGAAGAAGGGCAGCCAAACACCUCCUGGAGGGAAAAGGCUGAGCAAAGAAAAGCUGAGUAAGAAAACUCCAGAGCAGCUCCACGUUCUAAAGACUGCAUUUGUUCGCACUCAGUGGCCCUCCACGGAAGAAUACGACCAGCUGGCUGAGGAGAGUGGACUGCCUCGCUCCUACAUCGUCAACUGGUUUGGCGACACGCGCUACGCCUGGAAGAACGGCAACCUGAAGUGGUAUUUUUACUAUCAAAGUGGAAACGUGGGAGGAGUGAAUAGCAACAGAAACCGAAAACGAAGGAUUCGCAACCGUGGUUGGGGGAGAACCCGUAGUAGAAAACCGAAGAAGCAUGCAGAAUCGGAGAAGGCAUUACCGAUCAAGUUCAAGUCUGGGAGAGAGAUUCUGAAGGAAUACUACUUGAAGCACAAAUUCCUGAAUGAACAGGACUUGGAUGAACUGGUUGCCAAGUCUAACAUGAGCUACGAGCAGGUGAGAGAGUGGUUUGUGGAGAUUCAUCGGAAGGAGGAAAUGGGAACCAACCCUUUUGAAGAUAAAACCGGAAAUGAAGAACAAGAUGAGGAAGAGGAUGAAUCGCAGUGUGAAAAUGAGACAACUAUUGAGGAGCAAGGACCUUCUGCGAUGGGAGAUGAUGAUGAUGAUGAUGAAGACACAGAUGACAGUGAUACCUGGGAGCCUCCGCAGGGCGUUCGGAAAACGAUGGCCGCGUCUGAGGAUUUGUCUCUUUGAAUUGGGUUCCUUUUUGGGCAGUGGUUAGGAAUGGCCAAAAGUCUUUGCAAAUAAUCAUUGUGACUACAUGCCCUCUUUCACUGCACCCAUUCUGCUUACAUUUUUCAUAGCUUCACUUAAAGUUGGACAAGUUCUUUUCAUCAUAAACUGUCUUUUUGUCAACAUGUUUGGCUUCUCAUAAACUUAAAAAAAAAUACAUGUGAAACAUGAACAGCGUUUCUCUCUGCGGCUCUAAAGUGAAUUGAUAACUCAAGAGCCCUUGAAUCAUCUUGACAUUGUUAUGCGUACAAUUUGAACUGAUUUUGAUGUCUACCAGAAUUUAUCUGCACCUUAAACUUUGCACAUGCAAAGACAUCCUAUUCAAAACCUCUUUGUAGAGUGGAAACUUACUGAUUUCUUUUAAGAGGGAUUUUUCUUUCAUUGGGGAGCUCUUAGUGCCAAAGGUAUUGUAUUGAAUAUGAUGGUUCCCUGCACUAUAGUCCAAAUAGCUAAUUAAAGGAGUAUGCAUGAAUAAGUGGUGUCAUUUAGACAGAAACAGUCAAGAAGCAUUUUUUCGACCUCCGUAACGUGCAGGGUUUAAAAAAAAUUAAAGGCAAAAGAGACUUUAAUUUCCUAGACAUAUUUUAAAUGGCCAUGUUAAGAGCUUAUUUCUGUAAUUAUAAUGUUUUAUGUUUUCCAAAUUUUUUUUAACUGCAUCAAAGAACCACUGAUAACAAUUACUUUGUGGGAACUGGAAAGGUAUAAUUGGACUUUUUAUUAUAAUAAUGCUUGUGCAUGAAUGCAAAGCACUAUAUCUGGUACAAAAAUAUCAUACCCAUCUGUAAGACAUUCAGUCUUCAUUAUAUUUUCAUGUGUCAAACAAUGAGAAUAAUGAUGAAAAAAGGUGUUUUUGAAUUUGUACAUAUACUUUUUCGCUCUACAAGUAGUUUUACAAAAGUGUUUUAUAAGUUUGUAUUUAUGGUGAUGAAUUUCACUUUUACACAAGUGGGUUACUUGUAAUGCGAUCAUUCAGAUAAUUCUUGUGCAUUUUGAGACUGAUAUUUACAGAUUUUUUAAAGCUCUAUGUUGUCUAUUCUUUCUUCUUUCUGGUGAACAUUUAUUUGACUUGCUUGCAACCCUCUGAAUUUAUUCCUUGUGAAUACUGUAGUGUAUUAUAGGCAAGAGGUCAAAGGUACCUCAGUGAACAUGAUUAGUACUGUUUGAACAAAAUAGCACACUCAAACUUAGCAACGUGUCCUCUCCACUGUUAAUGACUGCUCCUUUUGUGUUUUCUAUAGAGUUUGAGAACCUGCUAAUGGGAUCUUGCUUUUGAAUGCGUUUUAGUGCAGAAUUAAGCCCACAGUUGUAUUUUGUGCAUCCUUCAGCUGUCAGUAUAUCGUUAAACUGCAGUGUAUUUCUAAAUGAUUUUGAAACUAGUCUGGCUGUUUCUAGGCUCUGUAAAACAGAAUUUUUUUUAUUUUUUAUUACAUGUACAAAUAAUAGUACAGACCUGGAACCAUUAUGGAUUGUGAUUUGAACUCAUGAAAAGCCUUAAAAUCUGUAGACAUCCUGCUGUGGUGGCAAAAGCUUUAUUUCCCAGAGCCAUAGACUUUGUGCAAUGUGUUUAAUUUAAUUGAACUGUUUUUAAUAGGCUUUUGCUUGUUAGACUAAAUAUAUACUGUAUUUUCUACUUGUUUGAGGACAACACAAUAAAUUUGGAUGGGAAAAAAAAUAGAUGCUGUCUUUCUAU
Messenger RNA from Myxocyprinus asiaticus (Chinese sucker), 5249 nucleotides. RefSeq names its product zinc fingers and homeoboxes protein 1-like. The record is from RefSeq and is a predicted model, not a curated record. Gene Ontology annotation, biological process: regulation of transcription by RNA polymerase II. NCBI's taxonomy places the organism in Eukaryota, Metazoa, Chordata, Actinopteri, Cypriniformes, Catostomidae. Bases 1028 to 3520 code for a protein of 830 amino acids. Gene Ontology annotation, cellular component: nucleus. The transcript is spliced from 3 exons. Gene Ontology annotation, molecular function: DNA-binding transcription factor activity, RNA polymerase II-specific; DNA binding.